GCUACUGGUACUAGCAAAACCUCCUCCCCUCCUUCGCUUCUCCUGUCGUGCUGCAGCAGCAGCAGCCGGACUCCUCCCCCCUUGGCCGCCGCCGCCGCUCUCCUGAAUCCCAACGAAUUUUAGCCGGGAAACGCUUUAUUCUUCAGGCUACCUUGUUGACUGCAUCCACCGCCGCUGUUCCUCGCCGCUGCUUUGGAUUCCGCUGCCGUUGCUUCGUCUCCCCCUCUCUCGCGGCGGAAGAGGGGCGGAGGUGGCACUAAUGAAGAGGCUAGUAAUGGCGUCUUCAGGUGGUCCUGUCAUGGGUCCUGGCCGUCGUUCUCGGCUCAGUCCACGGCCAUGUGCGGCGGCAAUGGGGAGAGCAGGUGCCCCCGGAGUCGCGGCCGCACAGCGUCACCAUUACCGAGUUCGGCGCCGUAGGGGAUGGUAGGACCCUGAACACCCUGCCCUUCCAAAACGCCGUCUUCUACGCCCGGUCCUUCGCCGACAAGGGCGGCGCGCAGCUGUACGUCCCCAAGGGUCGAUGGCUCACCGGCAGCUUCAACCUCACCAGCCAUCUCACCCUCUUCCUCGAGAAAGAUGCCAUCAUCGUCGGCACGGAGGUUAUGGAUUUAUCCGGGAAACGCCAAUGUAGUUCGAUUGUGCUCUUUGUUGGCACGCUAGACGGCAGAGGAAAUUCUAUGCAAAUACCCGAUCAGCAGGGUUCAAGUUGGCUGGAGUCCUCGCAAUGGCCAAUUGUGGAACCUUUGCCAUCUUAUGGCCAGGGACUAGACCUUCCAGGUCCUAGACAUUGUAGCUUAAUAAAUGGAUACAAUUUAACAGAUGUUGUUAUUACUGGGAAUAAUGGACUUAUCGAUGGCCAGGGCUUAGUAUGGUGGGAUUGGCUUCGCUCUCAUGAACUAAAUCAUAGCCGCCCUCAUCUCGUGGAGUUUCUGUAUUCUGAAGAAAUUGUGAUAUCAAACUUGACAUUUUUGAACUCACCAGCCUGGAGCAUACAUCCAGUGUACUGCAGCAAUGUAAAGGUUCAUAACGUCACAAUUAAGACUUUGUUGGAUGCUCCACUCACUGAUGGCAUAGUUCCAGAUUCAUGUUUGAAUGUCUGCAUCGAAGACAGCACCAUUAGUGUCAGUCAUGAAGCCAUCUCAGUGAAAAGUGGGUUGGACAAGUACGGCAUUUCUAUCGGAAGGCCAACCUCGGACAUUCAUAUCAGCAGAGUGGAUCUUCAAGCGUCAUCUGGUGCUGCACUUGCAUUUGGCAGUGAGAUGUCCGGUGGGAUCUCAGGUAUUCAUGCUGACCACCUAAGGAUACAUGGUUCUGAUAAAGGGUUCUCUUUGAAGACCACCCCUGGUCGUGGAGGUUACAUAAAGGAAGUGAUCAUCUCAGAUGUAGAAAUGGAUGGUAUCCGUGUGGCCAUUGAAUUCAUAGGUAAUUUAUCAAGCCAUCCAGAUGAUGAUUUUGAUCCGUCUGAGCUUCCGGUGAUUGAUCAAAUCACCUUAAAGAAUAUGGUGGGAACAAACAUCUCGGUUGCAGGAAUUUUAUUAGGAAUUGACAGUGAUCCAUUUACUGCGAUUUGCCUUUCCAAUCUCAGUUUCUCGAUAACUGAUUCGCUCCAUUCUAGUCCCUGGUCUUGUUCCAAUGUUUCUGGAUACUCGGAAUCGGUCUUGCCUGAGCCUUGCUCGGAACUGUAUGCACCAUCCUCAAAUUCUUCAAUUUGCUUCUCCCUUCCUAGUUACAGUGCACUUGAUGUGGCAUAGUCACAUAUAUAUUCUUGUGUUCAUACUUCGCUUUUCUUGUCGCAGUCCUUGUACAAUUCAGAAACAUUAAACCUUCACCACCAUAUUUUUUCUAUUUUUUUCCCAAUAAAUGUGUCAAGAAGAAUCAUAUCAGGGUACACCACAAGAUGCAUAAUGAUCAUGAGGAAGAAUCAAGUGGGGUUGUGGACAGCUAUGUGCUUGCUUGUACAGCUACAUUUCUUCAUUCAAUCAGUAAGAAAUUUUCUUUUUGAUA
Molecule: messenger RNA, 2004 nt
Organism: Triticum aestivum (bread wheat)
Lineage: Eukaryota; Viridiplantae; Streptophyta; Magnoliopsida; Poales; Poaceae
Product: probable polygalacturonase
Exons: 7
Coding region: 603-1751 (382 amino acids)
Biological process (GO): carbohydrate metabolic process
Molecular function (GO): polygalacturonase activity
Source: RefSeq, a predicted model, not a curated record